Molecule: messenger RNA, 633 nt
Organism: Ziziphus jujuba (common jujube)
Lineage: Eukaryota; Viridiplantae; Streptophyta; Magnoliopsida; Rosales; Rhamnaceae
Product: 23 kDa jasmonate-induced protein
Exons: 2
Coding region: 1-633 (210 amino acids)
Source: RefSeq, a predicted model, not a curated record
AUGCUGAAAUAUCAAGGGAAGGAGAUAACGGCAACAGACAGAGCUUAUGAAGCUCUGCUAAUGAAAAAUGCAGACGACAAAGAUGUGAACGCCGGGAAAUUCGUUGAGAGCUUGAAGCCAAAAUAUAGUGUUGUAGUAGUCACCACGGCUUGCUUGAUUUACAACGCAACAGGAAACAGAUUAACAUAUGUUGGGUCCCAUGAUUGGCAAGGGCAUAUUGGGGAUUCUCCAUACCCAUUGGUGCUCGAAAAUGGUCAAUCGGGUGCAUUUCUUCAUGUCCAGAGUAUUCCAUCAUUUACUGGAUCCAUUGGAGCCACCAUAUAUCGUGGCCAGGAUGAGAAUGGAGAUGCUUCUGACUGGAUGUUGGCUUGGUACAAUCCAUGGGAUAGAGCGCUCGACCACAACCGUGUAUGUACUGAGAUUCGUGUAGCUGAUCACUGCAAGGGAAUUGAUUGGAGCAGUAUUUAUGAUAAUAAGUUAAGCAAGUUUGACCAAUAUAGCAACGAAACGUGGAACGGAUGCUAUUCAAGUGUGAUUACCGGCUACUCUGAUGUUAUAGAUGUGAACACGGCCAAUAGGAUUUGUCCUAUAUUUGAGGGAAUAAUGACUCUUAAAAAUGCUUGGAUGCAAUGA